Betta splendens (Siamese fighting fish) is the source of this 2562-nucleotide messenger RNA. RefSeq names its product paired box 8 (gene pax8). Lineage: Eukaryota; Metazoa; Chordata; Actinopteri; Anabantiformes; Osphronemidae. The coding region runs from base 278 to 1669 and encodes 463 amino acids. Gene Ontology annotation, biological process: anatomical structure development; regulation of transcription by RNA polymerase II. Gene Ontology annotation, molecular function: DNA-binding transcription factor activity, RNA polymerase II-specific; RNA polymerase II cis-regulatory region sequence-specific DNA binding. The record is from RefSeq and is a predicted model, not a curated record. The transcript is spliced from 12 exons.
UUCAGCGUUGGCAGAACACACACACUCAACACAACAGCCCGGACACACACCGCAUCACACCAUCGGCGUCCCAGCAUUUGGAUAAUACCCAGAAACCUGCUGCGAAGCGUUUUUGUCCUGAGCUCCAGCGUGGAAAAGGGUGUGAUCUGCAGCGGUCUACUCAGGAGCACACUCAUGCCAGUCGAGGCCAGGCGAGGGAUAAACACACUUUAACUGGGACACUGUGGAGCAGAGAGACGCGUUCAGCAGGUGAAGCAAAGACAAGCAACUCAGGGAUAUGUCCAGCAACAGUGGAAGAGGUCAUGGGGGUCUUAACCAACUAGGUGGAAUGUUUGUUAAUGGUCGCCCGCUUCCGGAGGUGAUCCGGCAACGCAUCGUGGACAUGGCCCACCAGGGGGUCCGGCCCUGCGACAUCUCCCGGCAGCUCAGAGUCAGCCACGGCUGCGUCAGCAAGAUCCUGGGCCGCUACUACGAGACCGGCAGCAUCAAGCCGGGGGUCAUUGGCGGCUCCAAGCCCAAAGUGGCCACACCGAAGGUUGUGGAGAAGAUCGCCGAGUACAAGAAGCAGAACCCCACCAUGUUCGCCUGGGAGAUCAGGGACCGGCUGCUGACGGAGGGAGUGUGUGACAGCGACACGGUGCCCAGCGUCAGCUCCAUUAACAGAAUAAUUCGAACAAAGGUCCAACAGCCGUUCAACCUCUCUCUGGAUGGAAAAUGCCUGAGUCCAGGACAAACCAUGAUUCCCAGUUCGGCCGUGACUCCUCCCGAGUCCCCGCAGUCCGACUCCCUGGGCUCCACCUACUCCAUCAACGGGCUGCUGGCCAUCCAGCCCAGCGCCGAGAGCAAGAGGAGCCACGACGACAGCGACCAGGAGAGCUGCCGCCACAGCGUGGACUCCCAGGGCAGCGGCGGCGGCGUCCCCAGGAAGCAGAUGAGGCUGGACCACUUCUCCGUCGCCGCACAGCACCUGGACUGCGGGUUCGAGCGCCACCACUACCAGGCGGACGCCUUCGGCUCGGCCUCCGGCAGCAAGGCGGAGCAGACUUUGUACCCGCUGUCCCUCAUCAGCAGCAGCCUCGACGAGGCCAAGACCAGCCUCUCGACAUCCAGCUCCGCCAUUGGACGGAACCUGACGCCGCACCAGACCUACACCAUGGUGACGGAGCCCCUACAGCCGCUGCCGCUCUGCCUGAAACAGGAAAUGUCUCCAGAAGCCACCAGCUCCAGCUCGUCCCCGAACGUGGCGGCGUCCAACCUGCCGUUCAUGGAGCUGCAGGUGCGACAGAAGCCCAUGUCGGUCAGCAGCAGCGGCAGCUGCAGCGGCUCUAACCACUUCCCUAACGCCUUCAACUCAUUCUCCCAUCAUGCUCCUGUGUACGGGCAGUUCAGCAGUCAUUCUAUCAUCUCAGGGCGUGACAUGGUGAGCUCCACUCUGCCAGGUUACCCACCUCACAUCGCCUCCUCUGCCCAAACGGGAUACUCGUCCUCCGCCAUCACAGGCAUGGUUGCAGCAGGUGCAGACUACACCGGUCAGACCUACAGCCAUUCGCCCUACACCUCGUACAGUGAAGCGUGGAGGUUCAACUCCAGCAUACUGGGUUCGCCGUAUUACUACAGCUCCGCCUCGCGCACGGCUCCACCGUCUGCAGCCGCCUACGACCACCUCUAGUCCCGCCCCCCCACCCCCCCCACCCCCCGCGCUGGGUGGACGCGGGCCGAGGCUGGAGAACUCUACAUCAGCAGGCGCAUCUGAUUCCAGGCACCUGAGUCCAAACUGGAUGUGGAGCUUCCUGCGCAGCAGUCCUUCAUGGCCCGUCUUGGCCUAAACGCCUGCUUCUGUUAUUUAUUUGUCCUGACUGAGACCAUUUUCCAGGGUAACGCUGAGUCACACACGUUUACACACUGCAGACACUGAACUCCUCCUUGGGCCUGUUUCUUCAGGCUCCAGACCUCUCUGACACUGUUUCGGCCAAAGACUUUAUUUCUCACACGUCUGCGACUUGAAUCCACUGAUCAAGUGAGCAGAGAUAUGCAACAUCUUUAUACUAUGCUUGCUUUUGUUUACAAUGUUUCAUUAUUAUUAUGAUUAAUAUUAUUGUGAACCCUGUCCAUUCCAGAUGAAUUCAUUCACUGAUCUCUGCUUGCUAAUUAAGUUUGACAUUGGAUUCUACUGUAAAUUCAGAUUUUAAGAAUUGCCCCUGUAGUGAAAAUAGAGCAACACAAUAAAUCACACUUACAACAUGCACACAAAUGCCCCUCAAGGACAACUAAUGUAUCUGUCUAGCAAUAUGUACAUAGUGUAAAUGAUGAUGCACAAAGUGAUGCAGUUUUACACAGAGAACAACUGAUGAAGGAGGAGGCGGCAGCGGUGAUUCGGCCCCUAAAACCAACAAGGCUUGAAAUACAUUUGUUUGCCUAAAAUAAAUUUAGUUUGUUGUCAUGCUGAUGUUCUGAUGUUUGGUAAGAACUGUGACUAUUUUUUCUUAUACUGUCAUUAAUAUUAUUGCAGAUGUAAAUAAUGAAUUUCUAAAAAAUUAUUUUAAUUAAAGCAUGACAAAUGUA